GCGCGCCGCGGUAACGAGACACGUUUCAAGUGCGUUCCGUUCCGCGUAAACGCCGGUAUAAUUGUUUCAAACAUUCGCUCAGCUGAUCUGUGACAACAGUUUUUCACCGAAACCAAAUAUCGCCCAACUACAACCAAACAGUGAACUAGUGUGUGACCAUCUAGAAGGAGCGAGUAUCGAAAAUAUCUCAAGUAUAAAAAUAUAACGCGUCGCCGAGUACCGUUUCCCGGCGUGUGACUGAUCGAUACUUUUAAAUGAUAACAUGGAUUCAAUUAGGUGUUUCAAGACGUCGAGAUAAUAGUUCGACGGUGGUGUUACAGUGAUUGUGUUGGUGACGGUGGCUGAUGAUGCGGCUCCAAUAACCCGUCAACAUGUGGUCGUGCCUCGUCCUGUUGGCUGUAUGCGCGUGCGCAGUCGCGCUGCAGCCUCGCUGCGAGGAAAUCACUAUACCGAUGUGCCGCGGCAUCGGGUACAACCUCACGUCGUUCCCCAAUGCGCUUGAUCAUGAUACUCAAGAGGAAGCUGGGUUAGAGGUGCAUCAGUACUGGCCCCUCGUGGAGAUCAAGUGCUCCGCCGACCUCAAGUUCUUCCUGUGCUCGGUAUACACCCCCAUCUGCAUAGAGGACUACGCCAAGCCGCUGCCGGCGUGCCGCAGCGUGUGCGAGCGCGCCCGCGCCGGCUGCGCGCCGCUCAUGCAGAAGUACGGCUUCCAGUGGCCCGAGCGCAUGGCGUGCGAGAAGCUGCCGCGCAUGGGCGACCCCGACAACCUGUGCAUGGAGGAGACCGAGCGGGCGCACGAGCCCGAGCCGCCGCGCCCGCCGCCGCGCAAGGUACACAAAGACAAGUGCAAGGAUCCAAAAAACUGCGCAAGCGGCCCGUCUGCCAGCCCGGGCGAGGCCGCCGGCGACGACUGCGCCUGCGCCUGCCGCCCGCCGCUGCUGGCGCGGGCCGCGCCGGCGCACAACGCGUCGCGGCCCGCCGGCCUGCCCGCGUGCGCGCUGCCCUGCCGCGGCGCCUUCUUCACGCAGGAGGAAAAGGACUUCGCCGCCGUGUGGGUCGCGCUCUGGAGCGGCCUGUGCGCCGCCUCCACGCUCAUGACGCUCACCACCUUCCUCAUCGACUCGCAGCGGUUCAAGUACCCGGAGCGGCCCAUCGUGUACCUGUCCGCGUGCUACUUCAUGGUCGCCGUCGGCUACCUGACGCGGCUCGCGCUCGGCCACGAGGAGGUGGCGUGUGAUGGCGCGCUGCUCAAGACCUUCGCGAACGGCCCGAGCGCGUGCACGCUCGUCUUCAUCCUGGUCUACUUCUUCGGCAUGGCGUCGUCCAUCUGGUGGGUCGUGCUGUCGUUCGCGUGGUUCCUCGCCGCCGGGCUCAAGUGGGGCAACGAGGCGAUCGCCGGGCACGCGCAGUACUACCACCUGGCCGCGUGGCUGAUCCCGGCCGCCAAGACGGUGGCCGUGCUGCUGGCGGGCGCCGUGGACGGCGACCCGGUGGCCGGCAUCUGCUACGUCGGCAACUCGUCGCCCGAGAACCUCAAGAAGUACGUGCUCGCGCCGCUCGUCGUGUACUUCGCGCUCGGCGCGACGUUCCUGCUCGCCGGGUUCGUGUCGCUGUUCCGCAUCCGAUCGGUGAUCAAGCGGCAGGGCGGCAUCGGCGCCGGCUCGAAGGCGGACAAGCUCGAGAAGCUGAUGAUCCGGAUCGGCGUGUUCAGCGUGCUGUACGCGGUGCCGGCGGGCGUGGUGAUCGGCUGCCUGGCGUACGAGGCGGGCGGGUACGAGUCGUGGGUGCGGCGCGUGGCGUGCGGCGCCGGCUGCGGCGACCGCCCGCUGUACUCGGCGCUGAUGCUCAAGUACUUCAUGGCGCUGGCCGUGGGCAUCACGUCGGGCGUGUGGAUCUGGUCGGGCAAGACGCUGGAGUCGUGGCGGCGCGUGUGGCGCGGCGGGCGCGGCGGCGGCGCGCACCGCGCGCUCGUCAAGGGCGGCGUGUGA
Messenger RNA from Pectinophora gossypiella (pink bollworm), 1988 nucleotides. It is a transcript of the gene fz2, whose product is annotated as frizzled-2. The coding region runs from base 372 to 1988 and encodes 538 amino acids. Gene Ontology annotation, biological process: canonical Wnt signaling pathway; non-canonical Wnt signaling pathway. NCBI's taxonomy places the organism in Eukaryota, Metazoa, Arthropoda, Insecta, Lepidoptera, Gelechiidae. Gene Ontology annotation, molecular function: Wnt receptor activity; Wnt-protein binding. Gene Ontology annotation, cellular component: plasma membrane. The record is from RefSeq and is a predicted model, not a curated record. The transcript is spliced from 3 exons.